CGCAUAACCUUUAUUCAUAACCCUGAUAAACAAAACGAAGAUUCUUGGCGUAUUUUCUUCCCGAUUUCGGAAAUAAUUUUAAAAUAAUUUACGUUUGCUGUCUCGGGGUAAAACAAAUCAGUAUGGAGAUACCUGUCGUGGAUUUCAAUGUCUACGAACUGGGAAAGACCAAUGUGUCAGAUGAUAACUUGAAAAAGUUAAGUGACGAACUAAGAAAGGCCUUUACCGAGGUGGGAUUUGUUUAUCUGAAAAACACGGGCAUAAAUCAGGACGAGGUGGAAAAAGUCAUGGGUGUUUCAAAGAAGUUCUUCUUUUUGCCAGAAAACAUAAAGAAGCCUUUCAGCAGGGGCAAUUUCUCAUGCGAUGUAAACCACGGCUGGGUUUCGCUGGAGAAGGAAAGUUUAAAUCCUCGACGUCCCGGUGAUCUGAAGGAGGCGUUCAAUACAACAUCUUUGCGCGCGGAUAUCGUAAAUAUCUAUUUCUUCCCAUCUAUCUAUCUCUCUCUCUACCUA
Cyprinus carpio (common carp) is the source of this 512-nucleotide messenger RNA. Its product is annotated as 1-aminocyclopropane-1-carboxylate oxidase-like. Gene Ontology annotation, molecular function: dioxygenase activity. The transcript has 3 exons. The record is from RefSeq and is a predicted model, not a curated record. Lineage: Eukaryota; Metazoa; Chordata; Actinopteri; Cypriniformes; Cyprinidae. The annotation marks the transcript as partial.